CCUUUCUUUCUUGAAAGUCUCACAGUUGAGCAAGGAAGACAGAGAGUGAGCAUGGCAUAGUCAUGUAGGAGAAAUGCUUUGAGAAAUGUGUAUCUGUAGGGGUCCUUUGAGGACCAAAGCAAAAAGUCUUCCCAGAGAGGUGCUAACCAAGUGAGUGUUACAGAAAAGAGAUGGAUGGCAUCUCAGCAGCUCCCCUGCCAAGGUGAGCCUCCAUUUGGGCUUUUGUAGGGUUUCUGGGGCAGCUGUAGCAUGACAUAUGGCAGUCAGGCACUUGCAAAUCUGCAGUCAGAGUGUGUGCGGGGUUAGUCAUGGAGGGUGUACUUAGAUGAAAAUAUAUUUUGCAAAAUUCCAGCCAGAGAAUCUCCUUUAUUGGUUUACCUGCAAGCAAAAGGAAUCAAGACUGCUCUUUGGUCAUUGUCUUUGACCACUGAGUUCUACCUUCCACUCACCUUUUAAGGGUAAGUCGCAUAAUGUUAGGCAUCUGUCAAAAUUCUUUUCUGGACAUAAAUCCAUUUUCUGUUAAACAGUUUGGAACUACUGUGUACUUUCCUGUAUAUGGUUGCCUAAGAAUCAUGUUUAGCUAGUUAUUUUUCUCAUAUGCUACUCAGACCCAACACCAAUUGCCCUGAGUAAGGCAUAAGCCCACUGUUAGCUUUCUUGUGAAAUAGAGUUUUAUCUUGGUGUUAGCAUCUGAACUUCUGAUUGGAGGAGUAUGAAAGACACAUAUUCCUAAUAAAGGAUGUACUCACCUAAACCAAGCCAGUCCUGAUAAUGUCUGGAACCCUCUCCCUCAAGCACAACAGAGGCAGCUGUGGGGUAUCAGAAUUCUUUCUACUUUAUUUAACAAACACUCAUAUAACAUCUCUUUCCAUCUUCUAGAUGAUAUUCCAACUACAUUACACAGAGCAACUCAUUUAAUCCUCGCAACCACCCUAGAGGUGGACAUUACUAAAAUUUCCAUUUUACAGAUGGGGAAACGGAGGCACCGAGCAAUUAAGUAACUUGCUCAAAUCACAGAUGGGGUUUGAACCCACACAUUCAUACUUAUAAUCACUGUUCUAUGCUGCUUCUUUGUACUUGUAAAAUAUCCAAGAGAACCUCAGACACAGUUCAUUUACAAAACAUUUAUUGAGCAACUACCUGAUGGGUGAAUCAGAAACACAUUUGCCCCAGAAACUUUUAACCUACUGGGGAGGUGGGGCAGAUAGAACUUAAUGUUUACAAUGCAUUGUUAGUAGGAAUAGGAAAAUAAUUCACUUUCCUAAAAAAUGUAAAGGAAGGACUUGGGCCUGAAAGGCAGGCUGAGCUUUUCAUGAGCAGGAGCAUGUAAAGCAGCAGUUCUCAGAUUUGUGUCUAAAUGAAGGUCCUUUGGGAGGCGUCAGUGCACUUGGAGGUGUAAGAUGUUAAGAUAUGCUGUAGAGAGUGUAGGUAACAGGACUGAUAGCAGGGCAGCAGCUGAUGCUGGGUUAGAGGUCUUGUAUAUUAGGCCGAAGAGUAGAAUAUAAUGUUGGACACUGUGGGAAGCUAUGGAAGGCUGUUAAGUAAAAGAGAGAGGUGAUGAACCACCUUCUAGAAACAUGCUGCGUGGAUAACAAUUGCAAUCAUCCAAGAGAGGAUGAAAAUGAGGAGCAUAGGGCAUUUGGAAUGUAGGAGGGUUGAUAGUAAAAUACAUACAGAGUGUGGACCGUAGCAUGUGGGAGAAGAACAAGGAGACAGACAAGUGACAGCAUGAAAGAGAAAAGGAGGAAGAAGGAGAGAGAGGAGAGGGAUGGAGGAUGAAGAAGAAAGGAGAGGGAGGGAGAGUGGGGGAGAGAAAGAGAAUAAUGUCAGCCAGAAGUUAGAAAAGGAGAAUGGGUGACACAGGGAAGAAAACUGAAAGGAAAAUGAGAAGGACAGAAUGGAAAAGAGGAGAGAAAAUAUGCCAAUCCCUUUAAAAAAGUGUUACGGGGAAAUGUUACUGGCAAAAUAGCUAUGUGAUUCAGGCUUUUUGAAGUAUUUGCUCAGCCAGAUUUGUUUUGGUAGCUCACCAGUAGUUAUUUUCAUGGCUCUGCAGUAGCCCAUUGAGAUAGCUUCUAUCUGAAGGUAAUUUGUCGGGUUUAUGUAAGACUUCAUUUAGGGGGCAUUGCCUUGGCAUGCAGACAGCUUCCAGGCCUUACACACCAGCAGAAACAUGUUCUCUGAAGAAUGCAAUAUAGCAAAUUAAAUUCAUUAGCAGGUACCAUGGCAGCAAACAAGAGCACUUACAGAAUAUUGCUUUUAUUUAAAAAAAAAAAAAAAAAAGGCACCUGAAAUUCAUCCUCACAAUUAUCAAUCUUGAAACAUAAUGGCUUCAAAACUAAGGAAACUUCAAAUAUAUGGGGGGGAGGUGUCAUAAUACCUUAUUUCAAACUAAAUUAUUGUUUCCCUCUUUGUCAACCACAAGCAAUGUAAUUAGCAGAAUGAACUAUUUCUCGCUGCAAUUAUUAUCAUGCUAGAUAGGCUUGAGAUGGAGCUGGGAGGGGAGUAAAAGUUCUACUCAUAAGAGCGCCUGCCACUGUGGAUAAGGUAACAUGUCAGGUGUUAGCUAUCCAGGAGCCUCCUGAUGCUAGAGGAGUCUCGUUUCAUGAGGGAUUUAGGUUACCACAAGCUUUGCUCAUUAUCCUGCUGCAGUACCAGCUUCCAUAGUGGCCUGGAGACAUGGUGUGGAAACCCCAGCCUGACAGAGCCUGGAGUUGUGAACUGUUGUCCGGGAGGUGCAUUAUGUGGCAAAAUCCACGCAGUCCUAACACCAGCACAGCAUCGCUCAGCACGGUUAUCUAAAGUGCAUUUCAAGGACGUGUAAUUGGGAGAGCUCAGCCACACCGGUGCAGGACGUGGCUUGGAGUUCCCAACAGUUGAUUUGCGUAGAAAGUCUUCGUUCGAUCUGACUUGAAAGUUGAGUAGGAGAAGCUGAUGCUGUGGGUACAGAUGUCCUCGAGUCUUCAAAGCCGAGAGGACAGUAAGGAGAUGUCAGUGAAAAAAAGGAUCCAGAAUGAUUACUAACCUAUGACUCCCAACAGUAUGACAGAAAAUGGCCUUCCAGCCUGGGACAAACCGAAGCACUGUCCAGACGAAGAGCAAGACUGGAAGCUAGUAGGAAUGUCCGAAGCCUGCCUGCACAGGAAGAGCCACUCCGACAGGCGCAGCACACUGAAAAAUGAGCAGUCAUCACCGCACCUCAUCCCGGCCACUUGGACAAACUCCAUCUUCCAUCUGGACCACGAUGAUGUAAAUGACCAGAGCGUCUCAAGUGCCCAGACCUUCCAAACAGAAGAGAAGAAAUGUAAAGGGUACAUCCCCAGCUACUUGGACAAGGAUGAGCUCUGUGUAGUGUGUGGUGACAAAGCCACUGGGUACCACUAUCGCUGUAUCACGUGUGAAGGCUGCAAGGGUUUCUUCAGAAGAACCAUUCAGAAAAAUCUCCAUCCAUCCUAUUCCUGUAAAUAUGAAGGAAAAUGUGUCAUAGACAAAGUCACACGCAAUCAGUGCCAGGAAUGUCGCUUCAAGAAAUGCAUCUAUGUUGGCAUGGCAACAGAUUUGGUGCUGGAUGACAGCAAAAGGCUGGCCAAGAGGAAGCUGAUUGAGGAGAACCGGGAAAAAAGGCGGAGGGAAGAGCUGCAGAAAUCCAUAGGGCACAAGCCAGAGCCCACGGAUGAGGAAUGGGAGCUCAUCAAAACUGUCACUGAAGCUCAUGUGGCCACCAAUGCCCAGGGCAGCCACUGGAAGCAAAAACGGAAAUUCCUGCCAGAAGAUAUUGGACAAGCACCGAUAGUCAAUGCCCCGGAAGGCGGCAAGGUCGACUUGGAAGCCUUCAGCCAUUUUACAAAAAUCAUCACACCAGCAAUCACCAGAGUGGUGGAUUUUGCCAAAAAGUUGCCUAUGUUUUGUGAGCUGCCAUGUGAAGACCAGAUAAUCCUCCUCAAAGGCUGUUGCAUGGAGAUCAUGUCCCUUCGAGCUGCUGUGCGCUAUGACCCAGAAAGUGAGACUUUAACAUUGAAUGGGGAAAUGGCAGUGACACGGGGCCAACUGAAAAAUGGGGGUCUUGGGGUUGUGUCAGAUGCCAUCUUUGACCUGGGCAUGUCUCUGUCGUCUUUCAACCUGGAUGACACAGAAGUAGCCCUGCUUCAGGCUGUCCUGCUCAUGUCUUCAGAUCGCCCAGGGCUUGCCUGUGUUGAGAGAAUAGAGAAAUACCAAGAUAGUUUCCUGCUGGCUUUUGAACACUAUAUCAAUUACCGAAAACAUCACGUGACACACUUUUGGCCAAAACUCCUGAUGAAGGUGACAGAUCUGAGGAUGAUUGGAGCCUGCCAUGCCAGCCGCUUCCUGCACAUGAAGGUGGAAUGCCCCACAGAACUCUUCCCCCCUUUGUUCUUGGAAGUGUUCGAGGAUUAGACUGACUGGAUUCAUUCUCAUAAUUCCUACAGCACUACUGGGUGUCAUUUCAUUCCAUUGCCUAGCUCUUUUGUGUUUGUUUCUUUGUCUCUUUGUGUUGGGAGGGCUCGUUUGGGGGUAAAGGGAGGUAUCCUUUGCAGAAAUGGAUGAAAUUGCCCCUUUGCGGGUACUCAUAACUAUUGCAUUUUGUUCUCCAGUCCUUUGAUGUGAAUGCUUUGAAGGGUUUUAUAGUUGUGGAGGUGGGGUGAGGGACAAUCAUUACUUCACCAGCAUCAAGCCAUCACCAGCUCCCACCUGUCCCUGGUCAAGACUUGAGCAAGCCAGAUGGCACACAAAAGACUAAGGAAGCCUUAAAGCCAAGAUAAUACAGUCAUCUUGAUCAAUCUGAUUUGUUCAGGGCUCAAGUUAGCAGAGCACAGACCACCUUUGGCUAGAUGUAGUUUUCGGCUUUUGGGGAAAGAGUCAAACAAAUUUUCAUCUAGUCAUCUGUUUUUACCCCUCAUUCUCUCCUAGCAGGUUUACUUGGAAUGUGUAGGAAUAUUCAUGCCCUAACAAAUCAGCUAUCCAUUCAGUAUCAUUUUGUGACCUUCUGAUUUAAUUCUAGUUAUACAAGGGCAUGACUCAGAGAUGUGUAGGUAUCUGACUGAUUGAGGCUACAAGGAAAAUAAUUUUCUUGAGUCAGCCCAAAGAAAUUAGAUUCACCAAUGUUAGUGACUCUGCAGUUUCCAAAAAUUCAUAAAGUAUUACCUCGGGGUAAAAAGGCUUCUUUACAGUUUUGGCUCACAGAAAUAUUCCCACCAAAAUCAAACCUAUUUACAGGGUGUCAUCACUUUUCAAUGGCAUCUGAUCUGUCAUCUCCAAGCUCCUGAAGUUAUUUCUCCUGACUGCAUCUUUGCUGAGCUGACAACAGAUUUCCCUAUGGAUCAUAUCUUCUAAUCAAGGAGAGAGAAACAAGCUGAAAUUUGAGUCUUAUUGGGAGGAACUGUGAGGCAAGAUUAGUGUGAUUUUAUUCUGAGUUGAAACACAGCAUUUGUGUACUGAUUGCCUGAGGAUGCUUCCUUCUGGCCUUAGGUCCUCAAGCUCUUUGCUUUAUUUACACAUUUUUUUCUGGUUCCCCUUUCCCUCUGACUCUGAGACACUACAUAGCUCGACUCUCUCUAAACACCACCAAUCCCACUGCUGAUUUUCCUGUCCCUUCUCCAGAUCUACCCUGACAGACACUCAGCAGAAAACUCCUGCACAUUAGGGAAAACUCCUUCCUCCACGUUAGGAAACACUUUCUUGCCUUCGCUGCCCAACCUGCCAUCCUACCACCCUACCAACCAAGAUGGAGUAACUGUCCCGGAAAACCAGUGAUGACACCUCAGCACUUCAGUAUCAGAAAAUGGGCAAGGAAUGUGCCCAUGCAAUUGAAUGUACCUCAUUCCUCACUGGCAUAGUAGAUAUAAACUAUUCUUCUGCCUGCCUUUUACUGCCUUAUUCUUGAAAUACUGGGGAAAAUAAGCCAUAUCACUGAGAUUACCUAAAAACAAAAGAAUGAAAGUCACUGUGAAAACCAAGUUGACUAAUUUCAUUUUAGGUUUGUGGAGCAUAAUUGGCCUAGAAGUCAGGGCACCUCAGUUCCAGUGUGUACUCUGUUGGCUGGUAGAUUCAGGAGCUUGGGUCUUGGUUUUUUUAUCUGAUGAGCAAAUCAAGAUCUCCAAAAUCCUUCUCACCCUCAACAUCGUGUGAAUUGGGGGGAAGGGUGGGUUCUUGGGUUGGUUUCUUUCCUAUACAAAUUCCUAGCUUUAUUACAAAAAAAUAUAGCCCAUGAGCAGUUAAGGAAUGUAUACUUGAUACUGAUUCAAAAUAAGAAUUCUAUACAAUACUAGUAAACUAUUUAGAGAAAGCAGUGUGCCCUUGGGAAAAGGAAGGGAAUAGCACUGAAAAUACCAAAAAUUAUUGACAAUAAUUGAGGUGGGGGGUGAUGUUCUAAAGCAAUUUUACUGGCUUCUAGGGAAAGGAAACAAUAUUGCUAUGGAACAUGUUAAUGAGAGGAAGUGGGCAAAGAGUACAAAAGUAUAACCAUGAAAUUUCCUAAGCAUCUCACCUGCAUGGCACUGUCUACAGACAGCUGUUCUGGAUUUUGUCCUUUCCACACAGCGUCCAGCCAGUCCCCUUCCUUGCUGUUAGUACCUUAGCCUCUCUGCUAACUCACCUCAGUGAGCACUCCCUGAAAGAGGAACACUUAGCCAUCUCUAGCUCAAGGGGAUUUGAGGAGUUUGCCAUGUGGGGCAAGUUUUCUUCCUAAAGGAAUGAGAGGAAGGCAAGCAGGUUAGGUGCUGGACAGGCCCACAGUUGCUGGGGUGUCCGGCUCUCCAGGCAAAGUGUCCUCAAUUUGUGUGAUGGAUUCCCCAGGACAAGAGUCACCCAGACUCCAGUGUCAGUGCAGAGCCUGCCCUCAAGCUCAGAAUGCUUUGGGGGAUUGACCACAACUGGGCAUUGGCCACAUGGUAACCAAUCUAUGGCCAUCAGGCCCUCCCCAGGCAAAAGAAUGUUUGGUCCUCAGCUCCUUAAAUGAUUGCCUUACACAGGCAAAGCACUGCUGCAGAAGUCUGUUGAAGGCUGAACACCUUACGCUGAUAGAACUCAGCUUCUGAUUCAAAAGAAAAGCUUUAAGGACUCAGAGGUUCGUGCCCCUGAUGAUAACAGCAACUAACCUCAUUCUGUAUGAAACUGACGGGGUGCUUAGUUAUCUCAAGACUCCAUCUCAUAGAGCUUGAUUGUGAGGGAUUUGCUCCUGAUUUUCUUUUUACAUUGUCCAGACAUCUAAAUCGAGUGUGGACCUGAUAGAAACAGUUUUCACACCUGCCCUACCCAUGGGAAGACACUGCAGUGGAGGAGAACACACCCACACUGCUGGGUUCUUAUUUAUAACUCUCUCCCCCUUAGGGACUGGAAGGGGUGGACACACACCAUGCACUCUUACAUACCUAUCUGUGUGUACUUUGCUCUUCGGCUUAGACGUGCAGUUCUUCCAGAAACAGUGAAAACAGUAAGAGAUUUCUCUCUUUGAGUCUGCCCAAAACACCACGUACUGCCUCUGAUCCUCUUCCAGUCCAGUGAGCCUCAGUCCUCAGUGACACUUGACGUGUUAAUGCUCAGCCCAGCGACGCCCUCACUUGUGCCCGGAUGGACACCACCUGAGCCUGCAGUGCAAGCAUCGGGAGGAAUGCCAGACCAGCUCUGCUCCAGCCACACCGUUCUCCAUCCUCGUUGCUCCUUGCAGACAGGUGUACAAGCCUUGGUCCCCCAACACUAAGUCCUCCCACCCCGACUCAGCCUCUUUGGAACUGCUGAGCACCCUCAGAGCAUGUCCUUGUCAGUGAUACAUUUUUACUCUACGGAACUCUGACCCAUCCGUGUCAUAUUGACCUUUUGCUGCAUGAGUCCUAAAUUAUGAAGUCGGUCAUGGUUUUUGAGAUGUAGCCAGCGUUUGUAAGGCUAAACCUUUUUCAUGAACUUUUUAAGUGACUAACCAAGCCACAGUCCUCCUCAAAAGGAGAGUAACGACAGACAUUUAAAUCCCUGUGCCCUCUCCAAUGGCCAUGGCAUCAGGUUCUAAAAUAAGCUCGUAAUUUUUCCUGUUAUUUUAAUAAUAUGGAAAUAUUAGCAUAGUGUUUCUUUUGAUAGUGAUAGACUGUAAUCCAUAUUUAAAUUUUAUAGAGAAAUUUUAUUGUACUGUGAUGUAGAUAUUUAUUAUCCAGGUAAGGAUUUGCCCAGUGUGUAUUUUUUACAGUUGAAACAUUUUACUUUAAUCUUUAAAAAAAAAAAUGCAUUAAAACACACACACACAAAAAAAACAGACUAGGGAGAAAAAAAGGUUUGGCCUUAUCACAGAAUUUUUACUGUGCUGUAUAAAUGUUUGCAAAUGCAAAAAGUGUGCAUUUCUAGUGUGUUUCACAUUACUUAAUGCUGCCUUCAAGAGCAAUAUCAUGCAGUUAGUAAAACGCUGUUUGUGGCUUUCUGUUGCACAGUUAAAGCUGACCCACCUUAUGCACAAGACAAUCAAAUAUCAGUCUGUCCUCAGGAUGCAGAUAAUCCUCGUGUAAAUUAUGGAGCACAAUGUGAGACAGAAGAAAUUUUACACAUGCAUUGAUAUGGAUGAUCAGGGCCUGAAUUAGCUGACAUGACUUCGUACCAUUUCUUUCAGUUCUUCCUUAUGGACUUGGCAUCUUUAAUUUGCUGAGAGCCAAAUUAGUUCUCCAUGCUUUCCACAGAGAAAACACUUCUCUUUCUUUUUAUACUAUUUUCAUGCCCUGAAUAUCAGAAAAAUGCUACAGGAUAGAAGAUUUACAGUCAUUGGAAGAUUUAUGUUUUGCAAACAGUGUUAAGUGAUAUUGCUAGAUUGGUAAUAUUUUUUUUCAGCCUAAAACUCUGUUGAAAUCUGUGAUCAAAAUGUUUUAAACUAUCCAAAAAGAAAAUUUGUAUAUUUGGGAAAAAUGAAUUUUUACAUAGCUUUUGUAUGCAGAUAUCAAAUUGUAAUUAUGAAUAUAGUGGGCAUAGAUAACUCAUAAGCUUAAAUUCUAAAAAAGAGGAAAAAAAGAAAAAGCUUAUAAAGGAUA
Heterocephalus glaber (naked mole-rat) is the source of this 9014-nucleotide messenger RNA. It is a transcript of the gene Thrb, whose product is annotated as thyroid hormone receptor beta. Lineage: Eukaryota; Metazoa; Chordata; Mammalia; Rodentia; Bathyergidae. Gene Ontology annotation, molecular function: zinc ion binding; nuclear receptor activity; RNA polymerase II cis-regulatory region sequence-specific DNA binding. Gene Ontology annotation, cellular component: RNA polymerase II transcription regulator complex. Gene Ontology annotation, biological process: negative regulation of transcription by RNA polymerase II; cell differentiation; positive regulation of transcription by RNA polymerase II. The record is from RefSeq and is a predicted model, not a curated record.